Esox lucius (northern pike) is the source of this 1009-nucleotide messenger RNA. Its product is annotated as claudin-like protein ZF-A89. NCBI's taxonomy places the organism in Eukaryota, Metazoa, Chordata, Actinopteri, Esociformes, Esocidae. Gene Ontology annotation, cellular component: plasma membrane; bicellular tight junction. Gene Ontology annotation, biological process: bicellular tight junction assembly; cell adhesion. The transcript has a single exon. The coding region runs from base 250 to 882 and encodes 210 amino acids. Gene Ontology annotation, molecular function: structural molecule activity. The record is from RefSeq and is a predicted model, not a curated record.
CAUUGCGGUGGAAAUUGGAACGACUGUGUAGGUAGAAAGGGUUAGUUCAAAGGGUGUGCAUUGGCCAGUAUACAUCCACAGGUGUUUUCAAUCGGAUCAGUAAACAACCACACGCUGGCAGGUGCGUAUAUAGGCUGGAGUCUGCAGUUGGAUUACAAGUGUUUCUGCGGCUAAACGUUAGGCCUUAUUUUAAACAGUUUAAGCAGGUUCUUCCGCGAGCCUUGUCGGAGUAUAGAAGGGACGAAAGCUAUGUCGUCGGCCGGUCUCCAGGUUCUGGGUAUAUCGCUUGCAAUCAUCGGUUGGAUUGGUGACAUCGUCAUCUGCGCGCUUCCAAUGUGGAAGGUGACUGCUUUCAUGGGCAGUAAUAUCGUAACGGCGCAGACCUUCUGGGAAGGCCUUUGGAUGAACUGCGUCAUACAGAGUACUGGCCAGAUGCAGUGUAAGGUCUAUGACUCCAUGUUGGCUCUCCCCCGGGACCUGCAGGUCGCUAGAGCUUUGGUUGUCAUCUCUAUUCUCGUGGCUGUGAUCGGAAUACUGCUGUCAGUGGCCGGGGGGAAGUGUACCAACUGCAUCGAAGACCAAGCGACGAAGGCAAAGGUGGCCAUAAUCUCCGGCGUGUUCUUCAUAGUUGCAGGUGUCCUUUGCUUGAUCCCCGUGUCCUGGUCCGCCAACACCGUUAUCCGGGAUUUCUACGACCCGCUGCUCACCGACGCGCAGAGAAGGGAGAUCGGUGCCUCGCUGUUCAUCGGCUGGGGUUCUGCUGUCCUGCUGCUACUCGGGGGCUCGCUACUCUGCUGUCAUUGCACCAAACGUAAAGAUAACGGGUACUUUGCCAAAUAUUCCGCUGCGCACUCCGCCGCCAGCGGAGGAGCCUACGUGUGACAAAACAUUCUGAAUGUGUUGCAGUGAAAGUGAAUCUUCACUUCAGUGCACCUGGCCAUUUUAAGUCAAUUUUAACUCUGCAUUUCAACUUGAUGUUUUAUGUGCUGUAAUAAAUGUUUUAAGUUAA